This is a messenger RNA of Myotis brandtii (Brandt's bat), 2812 nucleotides long. RefSeq names its product TBC1 domain family, member 10A (gene TBC1D10A). The record is from RefSeq and is a predicted model, not a curated record. The transcript has 9 exons. NCBI's taxonomy places the organism in Eukaryota, Metazoa, Chordata, Mammalia, Chiroptera, Vespertilionidae. Bases 1006 to 2451 code for a protein of 481 amino acids.
CGCUUCCUCGGUGUUUGGGGGUUGCAGGACCUGAUCUGAAGGCGUGGUCUCUGCUUUUCUCUUCUCAAGGAGAGAAGGGGAGUGUCCUCAGGCCUUGAUUUUGCCUCUAGGCAGUGAGAGGGUCAGACGUUUAAGACCGGGAUGACCAGUGUCGGUGUGCCUAGGGUGGCCGGGUUGGCCGCCGCUGUCGUCCUUCCUCGGCUGUUCGGCGCUGAGGCUAUUCUCAGGCGUGUGCAGUUCCCCAGAAAACUUGCACUGAAGUAGAGGACCUGCCCUUUUGUGUCUCAGAGGCCUCGGCUGUGCCAGGGCUCCUCCCUCUGCUCUUCUAACCAGUAAAAGUCAGCAGUGCGUUUCCUUCCGGCAGAGAGAGAAUCAGAAUUGAGGCCUGGCCAAGCCCUGGCCUCACCAUGUCCUGUUCCUGGAGCCUCCUCCCAGGCGCCUCCAUGCCUUCGCCCCUCCUUUCUGGGCGGUCAGGCAGGACCGAGUGCAGGCUCUUGGCUAGGAGCUGACUUGGGUUUGAGUCUGGGUUUUUCCACUGAUUUGCUGUUUCACUCUGAGCAAGACGCCCUCUCUGGAUAUCUUACCUCUCACUGUUGUCAAGUACUUUUUAAAUUGGAAAAAAAAAAAAAAAAAAAGGAAGCACAAAAAGGAAAUUUACAAGCUCCAUAAUCCACCACUUUAAAAAAUAACUUUAAUAAGAGAGAGUGUAUAUAGAGAGGUACACAUAUACAUUUUGUUGUUUUACUGAUAUUGCUCUAUAGAUUAAGUAGUAAAACAUAUGUAAAUACUCAGAUUGCAAAUGCUAGUCUCCUCUUUCUCAUUGCCCCUCCUGGAGACUCACUCCUUAGAGGAAACCCACUCACUCGAAGUACCUUCUGGCAAAGCCAGGGAUUCCUACCCCAGCCUGCCUCAGCUGCUUUGGGGCAUGUCUGGCUGCAUGGGGCGGAUCUCCAUGCUAAGGUCUUUUCCCCACUGAGCAUUCAGUGCCAGUAGAAAGUUAAUGCCAUGAGGUCCAGGACUUUGGUCUGGUCACAUGACUGCUUCCCCACAGCCUGCCCAGAUGCCCUGGCCCUAGAACAAUGCCCACACAGCUGUGAUAGCUGCUCAGUUGGUGGAUGGAUGUACAAAUACAGGCUGGAGGAGGUCCCUCUGGAGGUGCUGAGGCAGAGGGAGUCCAAGUGGCUGGACAUGCUCAACAACUGGGACAAGUGGAUGGCCAAGAAGCACAAAAAGAUCCGUCUGCGGUGCCAGAAGGGCAUCCCACCUUCUCUGCGGGGCCGUGCUUGGCAGUACCUGUCAGGGGGCAAGGUGAAGCUACAGCAGAACCCUGGAAAGUUUGACGAGCUGGAUAUGGCCCCGGGGGACUCCAAGUGGCUGGACGUGAUCGAGCGUGACCUGCACCGGCAGUUCCCUUUCCACGAGAUGUUUGUGUCCCGGGGCGGGCACGGCCAGCAGGACCUAUUCCGUGUGCUGAAGGCCUACACGCUGUACCGACCUGAGGAGGGCUACUGCCAGGCCCAGGCACCCAUCGCCGCUGUUCUGCUCAUGCACAUGCCUGCUGAGCAAGCAUUCUGGUGCCUGGUGCAGAUCUGUGAGAAGUACCUGCCCGGCUACUACAGCGAGAAACUGGAGGCAAUCCAGCUGGAUGGGGAGAUCCUCUUCUCUCUGCUGCAGAAGGUGUCACCUGUGGCCCACAAGCACCUCAGCCGGCAGAAGAUCGACCCACUGCUCUACAUGACAGAGUGGUUCAUGUGUGCCUUCGCCCGCACCCUGCCCUGGAGCUCUGUGCUGCGCGUCUGGGACAUGUUUUUCUGCGAAGGAGUCAAGAUCAUCUUCCGGGUGGGCCUGGUGCUGCUGAAGCAUGCGCUGGGAUCCCCGGAGAAGCUCAAGGCCUGCCAGGGCCAGUACGAGACUAUCGAGCGGCUGCGCAGCCUCAGCCCCAAGAUCAUGCAGGAGGCCUUUCUGGUCCAGGAGGUGAUCGAGUUGCCAGUGACAGAGCGCCAGAUUGAGCGUGAGCACCUCAUCCAACUACGGCGCUGGCAGGAGACCCGCGGUGAAUUGCAGUGCUGCUCGCCACCCAGGCUGCAUGGUGCCAAGGCCAUCCUGGAGGCAGAACCAGGCCCCCGGCCCACCCUGCAACCAUCACCGUCCAUCCGUCUGCCCCCAGAUGCCCCGCUUCCUGGCUCCAAAAGCAAGCCCAAGCCACCCAAGCAGAUUCCGAAGGAGCCGCAGAAGCAGGAGAAGGCGAGUGGGCAGCUGGACAAGACCCCAACGCCAGGUCAAGCCAAGAUGGCGAUCGCUGGCGGAGAUGCAUGUCCUCCACAGGAUGUGCCCCCGAAGGACCCAGUCCCCCAGGACCCAUCCCCUCAGGACUCAGCUCCCCAGGUUUCAGCUCACCACUGCUCCCAGGAGAGCCUGGUGUCCCAGGAGAGUGAGGACACCUACUUGUAACCCUGGCAUCUCAGGCCUCCAGGGCGGGGUCUCCACACACCUACAUGGUUCGCGGACUGACACACUCCAGGGCCUGCCCACCCUCUGAGGGUCUGGCUGCCUGGCUACUGGGUGCAGAGAGUCUGGCUGGCCCAGCACAGGUUCUGCCCAAGCCUCCUUAUUUAUUUUCUCCAGAGUGGAGCUCGGGCCGAUCCAACUGGGGCAGGCAGAAGUGAGGGCCUCACUCAGGCCUCUCCUUCUGGGGGGAUGCUCCCCAGGGCUAGGGCACUGAUGAGGGGAGAGAGUGGGGUACAGGGUAGGGUACUCUUUGUGUAAAAUAGAAACAUGGUUUUGUACAGAAAUAAACAGGUUUGUAUAGAGA